UGAGGAGAAGUCAGUUCCUGAUCUUUUCACUCUUAUUAUAAAUCUCGCAGCGCUGAAACAUCACUUCAAGAUGUUUUCUUUGAGGAGGAUCCCCUUCCUACUCUGUGCAUCCCUCAUGGGCAUCUGUGUAGCUGGGACUGGGGCCGCCGCCGGCACCGUGACCGGAGCUCGGGGACACUCGGUCUCCUUACCUGCUGGGAUCACAGCUGCACCGAAUGUUGGCAGCGUUGAGUGGAGCCGGACAUCACCCAGAACCAUGAUAGCGACGUACUCGGAUGAGACUAUUGAUUACAAGACCACCAAUUACAAGGGACGGGUAACUCUUCACCGCGGGAACUUCAGUCUGAAAAUCCGUGAUCUACGGAGAGAGGACGCUGGUGAUUACGAGAUGCUUGUUGUUACACGUUCAGGAGGUAAAACUUCGGCGAGAGUCCGACUGGAGGUGUACGAGCCCGUGGCAGGAACACAGAUUAAGAUUCAGAACAUCACCGGGAUCUGCAACCUGACCUGCUCCGUGACCUCUGGCGACCCCACCAGCUUCAGGUGGUGGAGGGGACAAGAACCUCUGGGAAACGACAGCACCCAUCACCCCCGGCGACACGGAGAGACGAUAGAGGUUCAUCACACAGCAGCGGUCGGGGACGUUGUGUACAAGUGUGAGGCCAGGAACCUGGUCAGUGAGGGCACGGCACAGAUCCUGCUGCCGGAUGUCUGCAAACAGGCUCCACCUGGUGAGUGAAACACACUGCUGAUACUGGAAAUGUGUAAUAAAAACAGAAAAUAUCGGAAAUACUCC
Amblyraja radiata (thorny skate) is the source of this 796-nucleotide messenger RNA. Its product is annotated as SLAM family member 5-like. The coding region runs from base 71 to 739 and encodes 222 amino acids. Gene Ontology annotation, cellular component: membrane. Lineage: Eukaryota; Metazoa; Chordata; Chondrichthyes; Rajiformes; Rajidae. The record is from RefSeq and is a predicted model, not a curated record. The transcript is spliced from 3 exons.